GACCUGAGCCAGAGUAGCUCAUCUUUCUCUUCACAAGCCAAGGGGAAUUUUGACAUGGAGAGAGAGAGAGAGACGAGGAUGAAGACCCGACCCGAUGCAUAGGCUCCACCGCAAAGUCCGAACAAUUGAGGAGAUUAUAUAUGAUGACCCGGCCCGAUCCAUGUCCGAUCGCAUCUCCUUCGGGACUGGGGCCGUUCGAGUUCGAACUCAAAUCGAACUGAGACCGAGAGGUUGUUGGAUCCUCUCUUCCUUCCGCCACCGCAAUGGCGGGGACUCGCAAGUAUUCCUGCGAGACUGCGAGUCAAACCCUAGAAUGGAUCGAUGCCAUCAUCCACUUCAUCAAGCCAUAUACCUUCCUGAUGAACGCUCACGUCGUCAAUUUCUUCACGGAUAGGUUAUGGGAAGCAGUUGAUAAGGAGUGGAUGGAUUGCUUGCGGGGGGAGCCUGUGGAAAAUCUUCUCCUCAUUCCUUGUGGAGAAGUCCAGGAUCACUGGCCUGCUUCGCUCAAGAAUUUCCUACACAACCUCAGGUCUCUUGUUUUUCCUCGAGAGCAGGUGGACUUACAGAAGAUUUUCCCUGGUUUGACUGUAGCUUCACUUGGUAGUGUUCUCAGCCAAGGCAUGAAUGUUAAGAAGAAACAUGAAGUCGAAAUUCUAUCUGCUAUUACAAGUUUCAUUGCAAAGAGGGUGGAAGCUAAAACAGUUGUCGACGUUGGUGCUGGUCAAGGUUAUCUUGCACAAGUACUUUCAUUUCAAUAUCAGCACUCAGUAGUGGCAAUUGAUGCUUGUUCUCAUCAUGGGAGUGUUACAAAUGCACGGGCAGAAAGAAUUAAGAAGCAUUAUGCUGCUCAAUUACGUAGAUCUGGAUCAGUGAACACGAGUUUACUUGUGCCCAAGACAGUAACAUGCCGGGUUUUGUCGACCAACAUGUUGAAAGCUUUAAGUGACACGCUUGUCCGUGAAGAUGGACAAACAAAUUUGACAGGAGAGGAAAAUGAAGAAUUAUGUGUGAAAAUAGACUCCUCAUAUGGUGGAGGGAAGGAAGAUUCCUUGGUUCUUGCCGGUCUUCAUGCAUGUGGGGAUCUUUCAGUGACAAUGCUCAAGACCUUCGUGGAGUGUGUGGAAGUUAAAGCAGUUGUUAGCAUUGGCUGUUGUUAUAACUUAUUGUCUGAGGAGGGUGUUGACAAUGCUGGCAUGCAGUGCGGCUUCCCCAUGAGUAAUGGUGUCAAAUCUGAGGGCCUCUCACUUGGCAAAUGUGCACGUGAUCUUGCUUGUCAGAGUGCAGAGAGAUGGAGAAGCCUCGAAAAAGAUGAUGCUAGUCACAACUUUGAGUUGCAUUUAUUUCGUGCUGCUUUUCAGAUGGUUCUUUCCAAGUAUUAUCCGGAGGUAUUGAAAACAAGUCCCUCAAUUGGGCGCCAAGGGAAGGCCUUGCGCCGUCAACAGCGGAGGAGGACCCUAGAGUCUUCGGUGAAUUCAAGUAUUCUAUUGCAGAGAGAUUGUGAAGGUGGCCCUCUUGUAAGACAAAUUGAAGCAGGGACAGGUGGCAAAUCAGGCCCGGUUUUGGCCAAACUUGCUGGGCAAGGUGGUGCUAGAUGUGAGGACACUUCAUUUAGAGACAAAUGUCUGCAUUUUGAGAAGUUUAACUUGUCCGGAUUAAAUCGCCUUGGGCUCAAGCCUCUGCAGGACAUAAAUUUUUGUUCGAUAUGGAGAGAAACUGAGCCAUUCGCUGAGCUUAUAGGACCUUAUUGGUCUCUGCGAGCUGGUCUAGGAGCUGUUCUGGAAACUCUCAUAUUGCUCGAUAGAUUGUUGUUCCUUCAGGAGAAAGGAAGUUCCUUGGAAGCUUUCAUGUUGCCUGCUUUUGAUCCUUCUUUAUCCCCGAGGAAUUUGGCCAUAGUGGCUGUAAAGAUUUGAGACGAGACUGGACUUUUGUUCUAACAGGUCUCUCUCUCUCUCUCUCUCUCAAGCUUGCGGAUGAGCAGGCUCAUUUUUUAUUGGCAUUUCUUGCUUUUAACUUUCUCUGUGAGGUUGUACAAUAUCAGAGCAGCGCCAUUAUGAUGAGGUCCUUUGUGGUUCCUUUUCUCGCUUGCCAUAUUUAAUCAGUCGUACAUUCAAAAUCUUCCAUGUUUUAUCUACAAUCCGUGAUUACUUUGUUAUGUGCUCUGUUCACUUGUCUUGCCUAUUGGUCAUACGCAUUUUCCCAAGGGCCAUCUUGAGAUCUGCUUCUUGAUUGCAAAAUUGGGGUUCCUACACAUGUUCUGAUUGGAGAAGUUGUGUUACUUAGUUCGGUGAUUUAGGGUAACUUUCUUAUCUCUGAAAUACAUGCGUACGGAUCUGCAGUUUUCCACAAGUGGAAGCCACUGCAUAAUUUAUCCUAAAUAGUCAUUACAGUCUGACGCUUGUGAUUGCUGUAGUAGCGAGGUAUAUACCAUUUGGCUGAAAAGGAAGUUAUUGAAUAAUGACCCUUAUUGCGUCAUGAUGAUAACUAAAUGACUGGAGAUCAAGAAUCAGAUAGGCACUGCUUCUUAUAAUUAUUCUUCCCAAUCUCACUGACCUAUGAUUACCUUGGACCUAUUUUCUCCCGUGAGCUAUGAAGGGAAUACUCUGGUUAACGUUUAACUAGAUAGGGACAACGUCUUUGUCAGUUAAAUUGCUGUGGCAGCAAGGUAUAUACCAUUCGGCCGUGAUUUCAUGUGUCUGACUUUUGACUAUUCAAUUCCAGUUCGUGCGUACUUGAGAAAGUGGAUGCGAACUAGCAUUUUCUGGGAUGCAUUUUGUCAAUUCUAAAUUUCCCUCAAUCAUAGCAGUGACUAUGCCCCUGAAAGUCUCCUUGAAAUGUCUAAUUGAGCCCCUCGUGUGAGGGGGACGGGUCUGUCUGCACCUGAUCAAGUUACCUGCUUGCUUUGACCCAUUCUUAGAAUAAUUCUUGUGACUUCAGAGGGAAAGGAAGGGAUUAUAAUAUCUCUUGACAUAAGCAAUGACUGUAUUGACAGAAAGUUCAAAAUAUUCCCUUCCUAAGCUUCAGGUACUCUAAAAAAUUGACGGAUUCUUAUUUGAGUUGAUGCGAUCGUCAAUCAGACCCGCCUAUUAGAUAGAAA
Rhodamnia argentea is the source of this 3094-nucleotide messenger RNA. RefSeq names its product probable methyltransferase-like protein 25. NCBI's taxonomy places the organism in Eukaryota, Viridiplantae, Streptophyta, Magnoliopsida, Myrtales, Myrtaceae. The transcript is spliced from 12 exons. The record is from RefSeq and is a predicted model, not a curated record. Bases 264 to 1910 code for a protein of 548 amino acids.